AUGUAUAGAGUCUACACUUCACCGCAACGGCUUCUCUGCGGGUAUAACUUGACGUUUUUGCGUCGCUCUAACCUGUCGCUGCUGAUCCCCUUUCGGCUGUUCAUGAUGGUUGUGUAUUUCACCGCCCUCGUAUGCGCGGCGAACGGAAGUGAUGCGAUGAUACGGGGCGGCUCAUUAGCCCCCGGCUACAGCGAGGACGAAUAUAGAUUUCUUCGCCGUGCAACAGACGGCUGCCUGGCUGGAAGCUUUCUUUGUCUCUUCUUUAACUCCUGGGGCGUGGUGACGGCCCGCACACUGCGUUCGGGCUUGAUGAACCUUACGCACGGCUGCUGUCACGCUGCUGCAGCUGUGCUAUUGAUCGUCGCAUGGCACCUGGGGGCGGGGGCUGAGCGCAUCUGGCACGUCUUCUACAUCUUCGGCAUCAUCCCGACAGGGUUGGAGGCCAUCGCUUUGCUCGAGUCCUACAGCCGUGGCACGGACAACUUCUUCUAG
Messenger RNA from Trypanosoma conorhini, 492 nucleotides. RefSeq lists its product as uncharacterized. NCBI's taxonomy places the organism in Eukaryota, Euglenozoa, Kinetoplastea, Trypanosomatida, Trypanosomatidae. The record is from RefSeq and is a predicted model, not a curated record. The coding region runs from base 1 to 492 and encodes 163 amino acids. The transcript has a single exon.